UAGGAAUGCACAGGGGGUGGUGGAGGGGUGGCAAUGGAGCCCCCGAGAUCGGGUUUCUGCGAGGGCCCGGUGCUUGGGGUGUUUGGGGCCUUGGGGUUUGUCGGGUCGGGCGACAGGGGUCGAGCGGGGCCACGCGCUGCAUCCGCCUUUUCGCCGCAUGCAGGACACGUGAGGACCGCUGUCAGUCAUAUCAAUGCCAGCCCGAUGACGCGGCAGGGGGUGCACGAGGGACGCGCACGUGUGGCUAGGCGCAUUGCGUUCUAUCCAACAAGCAUGCAGCCACUGGUUGAAGAGGCUGUAUGUCAUGUUUCCGGGCUAAAUUGAGGAAUUCGAUACUCAUGUGUGCUUGUGGAUUGCGGGUUCGGCCCCGGCUGACGUGGCCGACCCAAAAGCCACGGUUACCGUUACUGGCGGUUGAGAGCGGCCGUUGAGAUCGUGGCUUGUCGGGCGCCUCACUCGGAGCGCGGUAUGCUGAUAGCCAGCCCGACGGAUGCCCGCGCGAAACCCGCGCUGCAGGCUUUGCAGCGGAGCGGGGCGCGGGCGUCGGCGGGACGGCCAUGGCUGGGAAUAACGAGCGAGAGUGAGGACGUUGCCGUCUGCUCACGCACUAAUAAGGCGGUAGCUGCGGCUUUGUGGCUCGGCGCAGGAGCAACCAGAAUAAUAAAAAAGGUCAACUGCUACCGUAUACAAACAACAAGACGCGGGCUGGGGUUAAUUUUCCGGCCCGCGGCCACCAGGAGAGAGAGCGUGGGGCUCCAGGCAGCGGCGGCGCACGCACAUUUGUGGUUGAUUGCCUACUACCGGUACUCUAUGGCUGUGUUGAGAAGCCGCAUUUGGAGCGGACGUGCAAAUGGCAGAAAAGCAACGGCAUGGCUCGGCGGAUAGUAGGUAUAUCUUGCACAGCAUGUGGCGUCUGUCAUUCUGUGGGUCUGGGCGGCUUGAUUCGUGGGGUUGCCAGUGCAUUGGAGUGUGCGGCAAAGGGGUGUGUGCGUGUGUAUAUGUAGCGCAACAGGAUCGGCUAUGAAGGAUUGAGUGUGAGCCACAUUGUAUGAGCUAACGAGUGCGCUCGCACACCGCACUUAAACACACACGCACAGUCGCCGCGCUAACACGGCGUCGCACGAAAUAAUGAUGGGCUAGCCGGCGGGUGCGGUGGCGACGCAUGUCGCCCAAUCAAUAAGGAACAGGCAAGCCGGUGCGAUGGACGUUGGAGACACGAGCUUGUGGCGACUGAUUGUGCGUGUGCAUGUGUGUACGCGUGUGCGCGGCGGAGUGGGUGUCUCACAUAUACAGAACAGUGGCUGCAGCAAAACGUUUUAAAUCCUGUUGUU
Messenger RNA from Chlamydomonas reinhardtii, 1331 nucleotides. RefSeq lists its product as uncharacterized. Lineage: Eukaryota; Viridiplantae; Chlorophyta; Chlorophyceae; Chlamydomonadales; Chlamydomonadaceae. Bases 34 to 324 code for a protein of 96 amino acids. The transcript has a single exon. The record is from RefSeq and is a predicted model, not a curated record.